AUGAUGGCUUCUCUUGCCUUGUCUAGUCUUCCCACCUCCACCACUACCAAAAAACCCUUCUUUUCCAAAACAUCCUCGCAUGUGAAGCCAUUCCAUCGCUUCAAAGUUUCAUGCAAUGCACCCGCUAAUAAGAAUGACAAAACCGUCAAUAAUUCUGAUACCCCAAAGCUCAUACUACCCAAAACAUCACAUGAAAUGCAGAACGUAGACAGGAGGAACUUGCUCCUCGGACUCGGAGGUCUCUACGGCGCUGCCAACUUGACCACCAUUCCAUCAGCCUUUGGCAUUCCCAUCGCUGCUCCUGACAAUAUUUCAGACUGUGUUGCUGCGACGUCAAACCUAAGGAACAGCAAAGACGCUAUAAGGGGAUUAGCUUGUUGCCCUCCGGUGCUUUCAACAAACAAACCAACAGAUUACGUCCUUCCUUUAAACCCUGUGAUUCGUGUUCGACCAGCUGCACAGAAAGCCACUGCCGAUUACAUUGCCAAGUAUCAACAAGCAAUUCAAGCCAUGAAGGAUCUCCCGGAGGACCACCCACAUAGCUGGAAGCAACAAGGCAAGAUUCACUGUGCUUAUUGCAACGGUGGUUACAAUCAAGAACAAAGUGGUUACCCGAAUUUACAACUUCAGAUUCACAACUCGUGGCUCUUCUUUCCUUUCCACCGGUGGUACCUCUAUUUCUACGAGAAGAUAUUGGGGAAGUUGAUUAAUGAUCCAACUUUCGCUCUACCAUACUGGAACUGGGAUAACCCUACUGGAAUGGUUAUUCCUGCCAUGUUCGAACAGAACAGCAAAACUAACUCUCUGUUUGACCCUUUAAGGGAUGCUAGACACCUCCCACCUUCUAUCUUUGAUGUUGAAUAUGCUGGUGCAGACACUGGUGCCACUUGUAUAGACCAGAUAGCGAUUAAUCUGUCUUCAAUGUACAGACAGAUGGUCACCAACUCCACUGAUACAAAACGAUUCUUCGGUGGCGAAUUUGUAGCUGGAAAUGACCCUCUUGCGAGCGAGUUCAAUGUAGCUGGGACAAUAGAAGCUGGGGUUCACACCGCGGCUCACCGCUGGGUGGGUAAUUCAAGGAUGGCCAACAGCGAAGACAUGGGGAACUUCUACUCCGCAGGAUAUGAUCCUCUCUUUUACGUCCACCAUGCCAAUGUCGACCGGAUGUGGCAAAUCUGGAAAGAUAUUGACAAGAAGGCACACAAGGAUCCGACCUCUGGCGACUGGCUAAAUGCAUCAUACGUGUUUUACGAUGAGAAUGAAAAUCUUGUACGUGUCUACAACCGAGACUGUGUAGACAUUAAUCGGAUGGGAUAUGACUACGAAAGGUCAGCAAUCCCAUGGAUCCGUAGUCGGCCGACUGCACAUGCCAAGGGGGCUAACGUUGCUGCUAAGUCUGCCGGAAUCGUGCAGAAGGUGGAGGAUAUCGUAUUCCCGUUGAAGUUAAACAAGAUUGUGAAGGUUCUAGUGAAGAGGCCAGCUACAAACAGGACCAAGGAGGAAAAGGAGAAGGCAAAUGAGCUGUUGUUCUUGAAUGGAAUCACGUUUGAUGCUGAGCGGUUUCUCAAGAUUGACGUGUUUGUCAACGACGUCGACGAUGGAGUUCAGACCACCGCUGCUGAUAGUGAGUUCGCUGGUAGUUUCGCACAGUUGCCUCAUAACCAUGGUGACAAGAUGUUUAUGAAGAGUGGGGCGGCGUUUGGGAUCACGGAGCUCUUGGAGGACAUUGAAGCUGAAGGUGAUGAGUCUGUUGUAGUGACAUUGGUGCCGAGAACAGGGUGUGAUGAAGUAACUAUUGGCGAGAUUAAGAUUCAGCUGGUUCCCAUUGCUUAA
Lactuca virosa is the source of this 1833-nucleotide messenger RNA. The record is from the annotation of a GenBank genome assembly. NCBI's taxonomy places the organism in Eukaryota, Viridiplantae, Streptophyta, Magnoliopsida, Asterales, Asteraceae.